Endocarpon pusillum Z07020 is the source of this 1668-nucleotide messenger RNA. RefSeq lists its product as uncharacterized. Gene Ontology annotation, molecular function: FAD binding. The transcript is spliced from 2 exons. The record is from RefSeq and is a predicted model, not a curated record. NCBI's taxonomy places the organism in Eukaryota, Fungi, Ascomycota, Eurotiomycetes, Verrucariales, Verrucariaceae. The coding region runs from base 1 to 1668 and encodes 555 amino acids.
AUGGUCUCACGGCUCCUUUCCGUAUCUGUCACAACGACGCUCCUGAUCAUCAUCUCCGUCUUCAUCAUGCGUCGUCUACGAAGCUCACUGAGCCUACGAGACACGAAGAAGCCCGACCGCCCAGACCGCCCAGACCGUACGGGCAGCUCACCAGAGCGUGCCAUGCUCAGCAGACGCCUCGCGUCGGCUUUGCCCGACAGCGUCAUCCUUCCGCACGACGACGCCGCCUUUAAGCAGUCGAUGGGUUCCUACUGGGCCCAGCAGGAGUGCGAAGUGAUCCCAGCAUGUGUCGUCCGGCCCCGAAACGUCCAGCAGCUCUGCACCGCCGUCACUCUCCUCAAACGUGAGUACGACGAACGAGGAAAGCAAGCUGACGAGGGGGAAGCCCAAGGAUUGUUUGCUGUUCGCAGUGGUGGCCACUCUCCGGUUGCCGGGGCUGCGAGCAUCAAGGGAGGUGUUGUGAUCGAUCUUGGCCUCUUCUCCGAGGUGACGCCCUCGGAAGAUGGAUCCAGCGUGACCAUCGGAGCUGGCGCCAAGUGGAUGGAUGUUUCUAAAGUCCUGGACGAGAAGGGUCUCGCUGUUAUUGGAGGCAGAAACUCUGCUGUUGGGGUGGGCGGCUUGACUUUAGGAGGAGGUCUCUCCUUCUUCUCCCCCCGCUUCGGCCUAGUCUGCUCCAACAUUCUCAGCUACGAAGUUGUUCUUGCCUCCGGCUCCGUCGUCAAUGCUUCUGCAUCAACCAACCCUGACCUCUGGCGUGCCCUCAAAGGCGGCUCCAACAACUUCGGCAUCGUCACGCGCUUCAGGUUUCGCAGCUUCCCCUCCACCAAAAUUUGGAGCGGCUUCCUCUAUAUGCCCGCUGUCCGACCCGCCAAGGUUCUCGCGGCUUUCCACGAAUUCGUCAACAGAGCGGAUUCACGCGAUCCAAGCACAGCGUACGACGACCACGCCGCCGGCCCCAUCGCCUGCUUCACCUAUAUCCAGAGGGUCGGCGCCCAGGUCAUCGCCGUGAAUCUUGUCUACACCAAGCCCCUCGAGAACGAGAAGCAAUGGCCCACCUGCUGGAGGACUUCCUCCUUCCGAUCGCUCUUUCGCUUCUGGAGCACCUGCAAGGUGCGCACCCUGACGAGCGCAACCGACGAAAUGAACGCCCUCAACCCGCCGGGCAGGCGCCAGGUCUUCGCCACUACAACUAUCAAGAACGACCCUGCCACACUCGCUGCCGUGCACGCCGCCUACCGCGAUGGCAUCGCCUCGCUCCGCCGUGUCAACGUCAGGGGCUUGGUCUGGACGCUCGUCCUGCAGCCGCUCCUACCGGACUGGGUACGUAAGGGUGAUGCGAAUCCGCUAGGUCUGCACGACUGCGCGGAUGAGCCUCUCGUCAUCGUGAGCUUCACAAUCAACUGGGACGAAGGGCGCGAUGACGAGUUCGUCAAGACGACAACGCGCCGCACCGUCGAGCAGAUCGAUGCCUUUGCCGCGGCUCAUCGAACCGGCCAUCGAUACCGGUACCUGAAUUACUGUGCGGAGUGGCAGCGGCCGUUUAAAGGUUAUGGCGCUGAAAAUUGGCAGUUCUUGCGCAGGGUGAGUAAGAGUUAUGAUCCGGAGGGCUUGUUUCAGAAGGCGUGUGUAGGAGGGUUUAAGCUUGACGUGGAGGAUGGUGAGGCUUGA